This is a messenger RNA of Pseudophryne corroboree (corroboree frog), 1475 nucleotides long. It is a transcript of the gene HSPBP1, whose product is annotated as HSPA (Hsp70) binding protein 1. Lineage: Eukaryota; Metazoa; Chordata; Amphibia; Anura; Myobatrachidae. The transcript has 8 exons. The record is from RefSeq and is a predicted model, not a curated record. Gene Ontology annotation, cellular component: endoplasmic reticulum. Bases 255 to 1232 code for a protein of 325 amino acids. Gene Ontology annotation, molecular function: adenyl-nucleotide exchange factor activity.
UACUUCCAGCAUGGGGAGAAAGAUUCCGCCCCCUCACUCCAGACAAACAGCCAGGGAAGCAUCGGGUAGUGAGAGAUACCUCCAGCCACUUGAAACAAGCAGCAGCUAGCCCAGUGAAGACCCUGCAGGUGGAGGGAGGACCAGAGGACCAAGACAUUGGGCUUCAGUGACAGGCAGCCAGGGAGACGCUGCCAAUCACUGGACCAAGACCACAGGGGUAGGAGCACAGCAGGGAGCAGCGGUGAGACAUUGCUAUGGCUGACAGAGGACAAGGGAGAGAUGGACAACAUCCGCAUAAUCUUCAAGGGCUGCUGCACAUGGCCAUUGAGGCUGGCACAGAACCGGGUACCACACACCAAACAGAGCAGCUCUCUGAAGAGAGGCGGCAGUGGCUUCAGCAGGCCAUGAGCAGUGCCUUUGCAGGCCAGGUGGAUGAAGUGCAGCAAAUGAAGGAAUGCCUGCAGGAGCUGAGCACUGAGACAAGUGAUGGAGAUGGAGACGAGAAAAAGCAGCAAGCUCUGGAGUUGUUAGCAGACCUUUGUGAAAACCUUGAUAAUGCUGCUGAUUUCUGCAAGCUAGGUGGGAUGGAGUUACUGGUGACUCGUUACCUGAGUUGCCCUGAGGCCAGCCUGCGCUGGAGAGCUGCUGACCUGAUUGGUAUUUGCAGUCAGAAUGUGGCCUUCGUUCAGGAGGCUGCACUGUGUCUUGGCGCUAUGAACAAACACCUGCAACUGUUGGACUUUGACAGCUGUGAAACAGUCAGAAUAAAGGCCCUUUUUGCAAUUUCUUGCUUGGUGCGGGAACAGGAAGCGGGCCUGGCUGAGUUUGUGAAGCUGGAUGGUUUUUCUGUGCUGAUGCGUGCCAUGCAGAGUGACAUACUCAAACUAAAGAUAAAGUCUGCCUUCUUACUGCAGAAUAUACUGACCAGUCAUCCAGCACAUAAAGGUACAUUGUGUUCCAUGGGGAUGGUCCAGCAACUUGUGUCUUUACUUCGCACAGAACACAGUCCUUUCCAUGAGCAUGUCCUGUGUGCCCUGUGCAGUUUAGUGAGUGAUUUCCCACAAGGUGUAGCUGAAUGUCAAGCUCCUGAAUUAGCCUUGGAAGAGUUACUCAAAGAGCGUUGUCAACUGGUCCAAAAGCAGGAAGAGUUUCAGGAAGAGCUGGAGUAUUGUGAGCGCUUGUUAAAGAUCUGUUUCCAAGACAUUCCUGAAGACAAUGGAAUGGAUCGGUGAUAACAUGGAGACUAUGCCCAUAAAUGUUGCCUCAUGCUGGGGCAAGAUGACCAGGAUUGUUCAAACGGAGUUAAUUUAUAAAUUGAUUCUCAGACAUGUACAAUCUUUGUUUCAAAAGAGGAGUCUGGGACUGUUUUAUUUUUUAAUAAACAAGGACGUGGUUGUGACGGCUUAUAUGUACAUUAUCCUGUCAGAGGUCUGUGUAUCAUUAAAAGUAGUCUGAGACCUUGUUUACUCAUGAAA